Molecule: messenger RNA, 1629 nt
Organism: Lachnellula hyalina
Lineage: Eukaryota; Fungi; Ascomycota; Leotiomycetes; Helotiales; Lachnaceae
Product: putative MFS-type transporter protein
Exons: 4
Coding region: 1-1629 (542 amino acids)
Biological process (GO): transmembrane transport
Cellular component (GO): membrane
Molecular function (GO): transmembrane transporter activity
Source: RefSeq, a predicted model, not a curated record
AUGUCAGAACUGUUGUCGAUCAUCGAUAUUGUACCAGCCAAAAGCAACAACUCCUCAACUGUUACCCCACAUAACGUUGACUCACCUCAUGUAUCUUCCAGGUCUACAAAUUUUAUUCCGACCGUGGAUGCAAAUGUCUCGAGCGGCUCUAUAGAAGCUUUUGAACUCGAAGAUGGUGGUUUGAAUAAAACACGCGUCGUUGUCGUUAUUUCGGUGCUCACGGGCGUCAGCUUCCUGAGCAGUUUGACCAAUGGAUUCAUCGCCAUUGGUCUCCCACGGAUAGCAUCUGAUCUUUCUCUUCCUUCGCAUCUAAUAAUUUGGCCGUCCGCGGUGUACCCCUUGACUAUUAGUACCUGUCUUAUUCUCGCUGGCUCCAUCGCAGAUGUAGUUGGCCACAGAAACAUCAAUCUGACAGGCUGCGCUCUUACGGGUGGCUUCAUCCUUGCUUGCGGUCUCGCGCGUACAGGUAUCGAGUUUAUCAUGUUCCGCGCCAUGCAAGGAGUGGCGGUUGCGCUCUGUCUGCCCACUUCCGUUGCGAUCGUUUCACACUCGGUUCCUGUAGGCCGGGCACGCAACAUUGCUUUCUCAUGCCUAGGCUUCGUUCAACCCAUUGGGUUUUCCCUCGGUAUGGUACUCGAAGGUGUCAUACUCGACACAAUUGGCUGGCGUUUCUUAUACUACCUUUCUGGAAGCCUAUGCUUGGCGCUCUUCGCAGUCAGUUUGUGGGCAUUGCCGCAUGAUCCUGUGAUCCAGGGUUCUAUCAUCAGGAAGCUCAAGAACGAGAUAGACUGGUUGGGGGCUUUUAUCAUAUCCACGUGUCUGGCGGUAUUCUCUUAUGUCCUUGCGACUUUAUCGGAUUCCGUCGACAACAUUCGCCAUCCCGUAAAUAUCGUGCUACUAGUAGGUAGCUUUGCUCUAAUACUAGCCUUUAUCCUGUGGCAAGGUCGCCGGGAACGCUUGAACCUCCCAGCCCUGAUUCCAAACUCGCUGUGGAGAAAUACGGUAUUCACGAGCGUUUGUCUCACGGUCCUCUUGUCUAAUGCUGUUGCGAAUGCAAUGGAAACCUUUUGUUCUCUCUUUUUCCAACAAGUCCAACACAUAUCUGCCCUUGGGGCGGCCAUCCGGAUCCUACCCUCUCUCAUAAUUGGGUUUUGCAUUCAACUUACCACAGGCCUCGUUAUCCAUCGCACAUCACCCUUCAUUCUCGUCCUAACCACACUCGCUCUCAGCGCCGGCGCUCCCCUCCUCAUGGCUGUCAUUUCGCCGCGGUGGCCUUACUGGUAUGCGGCCUUCCCAGCGCAGCUGCUUUCGCCAAUGGCAUGCGACAUUAUGUUCACGAUCGGUCUGCUGGCCGUGUCGGAGGGAUUUCCAGCGGAUACGCAAGCGCUAGCGGGUGCUGUGUUCAACACGGUAAAUCAGUUUGGACAAAGUAUUGGACUGACGCUGUUGGCGGUUGUUUCUGCUGUUGUGACGAAGCAAACGGAAGAUCAGGGGAAAGGGAAGGAGGAGGCCUUGUUUGUGGGGUACCGAGCGGGGUUUUGGACCGCGUUUGCUUUGGGUGUACCAGCGUGCCUUAUUGGGGGGUUCGGGUUGAGGCACAUGGGUAAGAUCGGGGUAAAGAGGGAUUAA